This is a messenger RNA of Oncorhynchus tshawytscha (Chinook salmon), 1462 nucleotides long. RefSeq names its product N-terminal EF-hand calcium-binding protein 1. Gene Ontology annotation, biological process: regulation of amyloid precursor protein biosynthetic process. Bases 162 to 1244 code for a protein of 360 amino acids. The transcript has 13 exons. Gene Ontology annotation, cellular component: Golgi cis cisterna; cytoplasm; endoplasmic reticulum. Lineage: Eukaryota; Metazoa; Chordata; Actinopteri; Salmoniformes; Salmonidae. The record is from RefSeq and is a predicted model, not a curated record. Gene Ontology annotation, molecular function: calcium ion binding.
CAUCACUACUGGAGUACGGUUGCAGAUCAACAUCACUGUUGCAGCACUGUUGCCUCGGUUUAACAGAGCAGGGCGACACUUUUGAACCCAUUGUCAAAAGGCUACACUUUCCAACGAGCAGGUGUCUGUCUACAAGUCGGCUAUACAUCUUCCACAUCAAUAUGUUGGCGUGCACAGAGAUGAUCACUAUGUGCCUUCAGUCGGCGAAAAAUAAGCAUUUUCGCUCUCAGCAGGAACAACCGCAGCCACUGCAUAGCCCUGUUAAUGGACUUCCAAUUUUCAAAGAUAUUUUCUGCCGUGCUGACAAAAACGAUGAUGGAAAACUGUCGUUUGAUGAGUUCAAUGCUUAUUUCGCAGACGGGAUUCUCACCACUGAGGAGUUGCAGGAGCUCUUCUACUCCAUAGAUGGGCGGCAGAAUAACAACCUAGAUACCGACAAACUAUCAGAUGACUUUGCUCAACACUUGGGAGGAUAUGUGUAUGUCCUCUCUGCUCUGGAGAUCCUAAAUGUUGCCAUCUUGGAGGCUAUGAACAAAACUAAAAAGGAGUACCAGGACUCCUCUGUGCUGGGACAGUUUGUGACCCGCUUCAUGCUGAGGGAGACCUCCAGCCAGCUGCUCUCUCUCCAAAUGUCCCUGCAGUGUGCCAUGGAGGCCGUGGAAGAGCAGAGCAGGCCCGCACCGAGAGCGGUGGAGGUGGCGGAGCAUCCCUCAGCGCAGAGAAACAGCAGACGAUGUGGCGGCAAGUUUCAGAAGAACAUGUGCCUCUCCCCUACCCACCCCUACUCAGGCAUCCUCACUACAGGAGUGAACAUGGAGAUUGAUGACCACUGGUGCUCCCAGAUCAACAGGCUCCAGCAGCUAUUGGACAAGCUGGAGUGGCAGGGUCCAAAGUUGGAACCUCUGAAAGAAGAUACGCUGGCCAGUACAUACAAAUCUAACAUCCUGCUGGUGCAGACGCAGAUGGCGGCAACGGAGGACCACGAGGAGUUCCAGAAGCUGCUCAAGAGCUAUGUGGACGCCACGUCCAACCACAGCGACAACUUGCAUGUGUCUAUCCAGAAGCUCGAGGGACAGUCGUGCUACAUAAUGUAUGAGUUUUGGCAGGAUCGUAUCUCCUGGAUGAGCCACCUGCAGUCCAAUGCCAGUAAGAAAUUCCAGCGCUGUGUCAUUGAUACAUUGGAGGAUUCUGAGCUUGUGUCUACCAUGCUGCUCCCAGCAUCCUGGUGGAUUAUGACUGACUAACUAGCAGCAGACCAUGUAUCCCGCCCCCACAUACACACAACACAACCUCAAGACAAGAAAUUCAACAUUUCAUCCAAGUGUUUCGGUUCAAAGCUACCGGACACGGAACACUGCAUUAAAACAGCAUCUUGCGGCAUCUUUCUUAUGUACCAGUCAAAAGUUUGCACACACCUACUCAUUCAACGGUUUUUCUUUGUUUUGACUAUUAUCUACACUGU